Messenger RNA from Rodentolepis nana, 813 nucleotides. NCBI's taxonomy places the organism in Eukaryota, Metazoa, Platyhelminthes, Cestoda, Cyclophyllidea, Hymenolepididae. The record is from the annotation of a GenBank genome assembly.
AUGCUACCUUUCGACGAAAAGACAAAAUAUAUUCCAAAUUACUGGCAACUUCCUAGUGGCCUACUUUACUCUUUUAUUGCUUCUUCUUCCGUGCCUCAAGUUGAUUACGAAUGUGUCAACGAUAUCCAAAAUAGACGUCGUAAAAUGAAGAAGCACAAACGUCGGAAAUGGCGCAAGAAGUACUCUUCUCUCAUUCGCAAACUACGAACACAACGCGAAAAGAAGGAAGAAAAGAAACUUCAAGAAUUACUUGACCUCUGGCGUAGUCGAUCAGAGGCCUGGGAUCCUGCUUCUAAAAUCGAAAGGCGGUUAAUGUUUGCCCGUCGCUCUGGUUAUUAUGAUAUUAAACCUAUUGGAACAGAGUGCUCGAAUCCAGUUUCGGAGACUCAAAAAGGUCAGAUUGCCAUAGUGGAAAUAACCAAUGUCGUAAGGGAUCUAACUCUUGCCCUGAAUCGCGUCUACGAAAACGUUCGCGAUACCCAGGGCACCAAACAUCUUAAUGCUGAACUGCCAAAGAAUUUCAAAGAGCGAGUUGAUGCUUUUCAAGAACGGAGAAAUGCCAUCAAAAAGAACGUUUCGCAAUUUUGUUCUCAACUUGUUGACAACCCCGGGAGCAUAAUUCCGUAUGUGGAUGACAACGUCAUCGCUACGAAAUUUCAUCAGGACUCACAAAAUGUCAUCCAGUUGAAAGCUGAACGAGAUGUUCUCUUGAAACAGAUUGCCGAAUUAGAUUCCCAGCUGUAUUCUUACAAAAACACUCUCACUCUGGCUCUGUGGGAGCUCAAUGAUCUGAUGCAUUCUGCUGGAAGCUAG